Molecule: messenger RNA, 3511 nt
Organism: Amphibalanus amphitrite
Lineage: Eukaryota; Metazoa; Arthropoda; Thecostraca; Balanomorpha; Balanidae
Product: conserved oligomeric Golgi complex subunit 5-like
Exons: 16
Coding region: 690-3077 (795 amino acids)
Biological process (GO): intra-Golgi vesicle-mediated transport
Cellular component (GO): COG complex
Source: RefSeq, a predicted model, not a curated record
GGUUUUCGGGGCUCGAGUUUAGCUGCGAUCUCUCGCGCGUUACUGAGGGUGUUGGAGUUUGGGUUCAUUGGUUUCUAUUUUCUGUUUCGUUUGCAAGGCAAGUUCUUUCUUUGAAGUAAGAGGUGAUGCAGUGAUGGAUCGGAGGCGGCCCGUAAAGCGGGUGCGACCUGACGAGUUUUUCUUUGACGGAGGAGAGUCCAACAACACAGGGUCUUUCUUGAAGAAGUAGUCGCAUAGUUCCGAAGUUGAGGCUUGUUAUGAUCGGUAUGAUCAUGAGACAUGAACCCUCCAACGCAAGUUGAUAACUGAGUGAGGUACCAAGAGCAGACUCGUGCCUGAAGAUCCUUUUGAACUGAAUGGCUCGCUGGACAGAUGCGAGGUCAAGAGCGUUAUGAUUGAAUGACUCAUAACCAGAAACCAUCCUUUUUGUUUCUAUUUUUAAGUUUUUAAUCAGUUAUAUGUUAGAAACUAACCGUUACUAAUAUACUUCACCGGACAUUUCCUGCCUGGACAUAUCCGAAGCCCGCGCAUACAUCCCCAUGCCAUCCCAUGCUAAACCUAUCAUUUUCCUUCAUCUGCUUAGUUUCCCUCUGCACAAUCUGGCUGCAGCCGAUUGCAACAUCUACUCGAUCGAGACAAGAAUGGCGCACUGAUGACAACAACUACGGACGCUUGAGCCCAACGAGGCUAUGCGCCCUAACCCAACAAGUACAAGUUCCAUCAUGGAAGAUGAACCUGCUGUUCUGAGGACUCUUCAAGAUGAUGGAGCAUACAGCCGGUUUCUGUCCGCCGACUUUGAUGUUAACCGGGAGGCGAGCACGCUGCUCCAGUCGGCGGCGCUUUCCGAGCAGCUGGCGCACAUCACUAAAGGUAUCGCGCUGCUCGACUCUGAGAUCGCCGAUCAGGUGAACGAACACUACGAGGACCUUCUGUCACAGGCCAGCGGAACGGGAACGCUCGAUGAUGUUCUGCAGACCAUGCUGGCCAAAAUACAGGCGCUGCUGGCGGCCGUGGAGCGGCUCCGGUCGCGGGUCGAGGAGCCUUACCUGAAAAUCGCCUCCCAGAGUGUGAUGCUCUCCAGACUGCACGCCGCCUGCGACAUGCUGCGCCGUCUGAUCCGGCUGCAGCAGCUCAGCCGCCGGCUGCAGGCGCAGCUGCGCGGAGGGCUGAGGGAUAUCACCAAGGCGGCCAAGACGCUCAGCGAACUCGACGAAACGGUCUCGGACGUCGACCUGACCGGCCUGGAGGUGUACGAGCGGGAGCAGCGACAGAUCCGCGCCGGCCGCCAGUCGGUGGAGAAACAGGCGGCUGGACUACUGCAGCGAGGCAUGGAGUCGCUCAACCAGUCCCAGGUGGCGACGGCUCUGCAGGUGUGCCACAGCCUGGGCUCGCUGCAGCCGACGGUGGACGGCCUGCUUACCGACACCAGGGACCGGCUGCAGACGCGACUCACUGACGCCCUGCGACUGGAGUCGGUGCUGGCCGCGUCAUCGGGCCCAGGCACGGCCGCCGGCCGGCCCGGCGCCGCCGCCCUGCCCAGUAACACCGUCACCUUCCGCGCCGCCCUGUGGAACAACCUGGAGCGGCUGGCCGAUCACAUCUACGGCGCCUGCGCCCAGAUCCAGCACAUUCACAAGGUGCUGAGCAAGAAGCGCGAUCCGGUGACCCAGGUGUGUUUUAUCGACGAGGUGCGCUCUGCGCAGCUGAUGCCACUCUUCUGGCAGGACGUCACAGCCAUGAUCCGCACAGAGUUCGUCAAAGCCGCUGAAAGGCAGACGUUCAUCCGGCAGGCGUUUGAGGGUGAGUACCCGAAGCUGGUGCGGCUCCACCAGGACCUGUGGACCCGGCUGCAGCAGUUCGCUACGCCGCCGGCCGCCGACGGUCAGCCCCAGUUCAAUCCGGAGAGCAGCCUGCGCGAGGCGCUGGCGCCGUUUGAGCGCGCCUACCUGUCCCGCUCGCUGAGUCGGCUGUUUGACCCGGUCAACCUGAUGUUCUCGGCCGAGACGGUACCCGCGCGAGAGGAGAUUGACGCCGUCGUCCGCACCGUCGCCAACGAGCUGACGGUGUCCGGGGUUGACCCAUCUCUCUGCCUGCUGGUGGCCCGGAAUGUGGCUAAGACGGUUCAGCUGUUCUGUGUCAAGUGUGAACAGCUGCUGGUGACGGACGGAGACGCCAGCCAGGUCAUCGGUCCGAUGUCUCCCGGUCAGACGACCAACGUGCAGCUGGUGAACGUGCUGCAGACGUUCGAGGCGCAGUUGCGUCGGCUGCUGGCCGGCCAGCCGACACUGGCGGCCGAGGCGCGAGACGCCGUGCUGGCCUCGCUCGAGGGCGUCGGGAGUCUGAUGAGGAGCGGGAUCCAGCCGCUGGUCACCUCCAUCGCAGAGGCCAUCGAGGCCAUCAUCCUCACCAUGCACAACGAGGACUUCUCCGGGGAGGAAGAGUCGAGUGGCGGCGAGUCCAACUGUUCGCUCUACAUGAAGGAGCUUCAGACGUUCAUAUCACGCGCAGUGGACGACUACUUGGCACCAUUUAACUGCAAACCGCUCAUCACUGCCAGUAAGCUGGAGCUGGGCCGGCGCGCCGUCGAGCUGUUUGUCCGUCACGCGGCUCUGGUGCGGCCGGUGGGUGCCGCCGGUCGACUCCGGCUGGCUGCCGAUUGCGCACAGCUCGAGCUGGCCGUGGCGCCGCUCUGUGAACGGCUGGCCAGUCUGGGGACAGAGUACCGCGUGCUGCGCGCCUUCAAACCGCUCCUCUUCCAGACGCCGGAGCACAUGGCGCAGUCGCCGGCGCUGGGCGAGGUGCUGCCCUACAGUCUGGUGGUGCACCUGCUGUUCGCGCGCGGCCCGCCCGAGCUCCGCUCCCCGCACCACACGGCCAGCUGGUCGGUGAGUCGCUACUCGGCCUGGCUCGACGAGCACCGCGCCGAGAGAGAGCGGCUCCAGCUGCUGACGGGAGCGCUGGACGCUCACGUACAGGCGGUGCGCGCGCAGGGCGGCACCAGCUUCGCGGACGUGUAUCCGGUGAUGUUGGAGCUGCUGCAGCGGGGUACGGCCGCGCUGGCCGCCAGUGAUCGGUAGGUACCGCCGCACUAGCCGUCUCUGGUCGGCGGGCACGGCCGCCUGAGAGCCCGCCUGUGAUCGACUGGCAUCGCCGCCUGAGAGCCCACGGCGCUUAACACCAUGAAUUGUUAUUUCACCGCUGUGGAUGGCGUAUGGGGAAAAUUCAGAGGGAAGGAAACGGGGCGGAACCAAGCAGUCCUACACUGGCUGGCAUACUGCCCUGAUCGGGUGUCGGGCAUUUGUUAUUGUUGAGCAUGUCCUUCAUUCCAAUUGUAUCCUGCUUGGCUGAACUUUGUGAAGUUUAUGAACUUGGUGAGUACGUUUGGUAAUGACCACUAUCUAAUUUCUAUUUAUAUUAAGCCUGUGCGAGUUGUGUGUGCUUGAAGUCGUUGCUCACUAUAACACAGCAACUGGCGAGCUGAUUUGCAAUAUAUUUGACGGAAAUCCCAGAA